AUGCCUGACGAAUACCCCAAGGUCCGCAUCACCACGUACUACCGCAACCCGUGGUAUCGGGACUCGCAAAUGUCUGAGGAGCGGACCGGUUGCUCGCAUGACCUGGUUCGCCACCUUCUUGCAGACCCGAUGGGCAGACAAGCUUCAGGUCCGGAUCAAGAGACGGCUCUUGAAUCCACAUUCAAGGAACUGGUUGAUUUUCGUUUGGCUUGGGAUGGUACCGAUGAUACCAAGGAGUGGACCGUGUCCGCGCUUCUGGGAGACUCAGUCGACACGCGUCUCCAUCCUGAGAUCACUUGGAUCCAGGUUCGUGUCAUCCCCGACUCGCAGACCGGUUUCGGCCAUAAAAAACCCAUCUGCGCAGAACCCUACGUCGGCAAAGAAGCCUUCAUUUUCGUCGGGUCGGGCGACCCGCGCGAUGACUCUCAGCGGUCUGGAACUUAUGUCCCCAUCGACACCGAGUUGGCCUCUGCUCUCGCUGUCAAAGACAUUUCCUCCGGGCGCCUAUACGGGCGCUUCCCCGAGACCCUGUCCCGUUUGGCGAUCGCGGAGGCGGAGGAAGCAAACAAGGACUUGGAUGUGAAGCGCUCGAUGAUCAAGGCCGGCCUGCCAGAGGACAUCGGACAGUCAACUGCGGCGUAUGUCUGUGGCAAGACAGACAAGGUCGAUGAGAGAAUCACUCGAAUCUGCCUGUUCGCUCCUCCGGAGCCCUCCAAAGAUGGCCGACCCGCCCUCUUCACCCAUGACCGGUUCUGGGAAUACCCCAAGUCUCGCACCGAUUCUGACUCGGAAUGA
Dioszegia hungarica is the source of this 795-nucleotide messenger RNA. RefSeq lists its product as uncharacterized. Bases 1 to 795 code for a protein of 264 amino acids. NCBI's taxonomy places the organism in Eukaryota, Fungi, Basidiomycota, Tremellomycetes, Tremellales, Bulleribasidiaceae. The record is from RefSeq and is a predicted model, not a curated record. The transcript has a single exon.